GUACUCCCACCACUUGUCCCGGCGGUCUGUGGAGGCUACCUUGCCGGGGAGUGGGGCAUUUAUCUUUGGUGUGUGGAGGGUGGGGGCUUUUCUAAGCUCACGCCGGUCACAGCCGAUAUAAACCGGGCUGCGUGUGCGGGUUAAGACUCAUUAAAGCUUCCGCUGUGCCCCUACCGUGUGGUCUUUCUACGUCGUCAUCAUCGAUAUUAACACCGCGUUUGUAUUGCUUUGUCAGCAUUGUAUAGCUGCUGCUGAUGAUAAUGAUGACAUAGCAGCAGCAGCAGCGUUAGCGACAGCCGGGGCUUUAAAAAAAAAAAACCCGCUAGAUAUUUUUUUCAACCGAGCCGCUUGCGAUAGCUAGCGAUGGGCCAUGUGUAAAAAAAAAAAACGAAACCUUAACGCGGAAACAUACAAACCCGCCGACACUGUAAGCGCUGUUACAUUUCGCCGUUCGCGAGACGAGUCCCCCGAGGGGCGAGGUUUGAGUCGUGGCGAUGGUUUGUUUGGUGUGACGUUGACGUCUAAUAGACGCGCGGCGCAGCGGGUGUUUUAACCGCUGGCCACCGCGACACGCACGCACGCUGCUGCUGCAGUUGCAGUUGCCGCUGCGCGCAUGCAUAAUGCGGUAGUGGCACGCGAUGCACGGUGAAUAGCGAGCGACGCUUUGGCGCACGAAAGGGUGGAAAUCUUAAUAUCCUUGCGUGACGGGCAUGAACCUCGGGGGUUUCUCAAUCGGUUCCGAAUGAUCUCCGUUCGACUAAUCAUUGCAUCACCACCCAUAGACGUCUAAAAAAAAACAGCGUUGCUCUCGGUAUGCCUUAAUUGGGGAGGGGGGACAGAAGCUGACGCUCGCCCGCCAAUUAAGCGAACCAAGAGACAACUCGGAACAUGGACGAGACGACGAACGUCUCAAAGGUUCGUGGAGAUUCUGGUGGCGGCGGCGGCGCUGAUGGUGGUGGCGGUGGAGUCGAACCCGGGGUCCCCUCUGCGGCUGGUGGGACGAGUGACCCCCCGUGCGGCCCCUCGCAAGCACCCACCCUGGCGAGACCACCUCCGGCCGGUGGGUCGGGAGCUGACCGGCCAGGGGGGGGGCCUUCGGUCGACGUUCCGGGAGCCGACCCUGCUCCUCCAAGCGCACAUUCGGCCAGCGUCUCGGACGGUGGCCUCUCAAGGACACCCCCGCCGGCCGGUGUCCCCGUGCCCGACCGGGCGAGAGGAUCGUCGGUGGACGACGUCUCGGGAGGGGGCCUCUCGGCAGAACAUUCGGCCCGUGGCCCGGCGUCCGAGCUCCCGGGAGGACGUUCGUGCGGUGUCCCAGGAGGAGGCCACCCGCCCCAAGGCUGGGCAGAGUCGUCCUCGCCGGAGGUGGAGGUCGACUCCGCCGGUGACAUGGGACGCUUCGCGAGGCUGUUUUCGCGUCUGGACGCGGACGGCAACGGGAAGGUGGACAUCGACGAGCUCCGUGCCGGACUGCGGCUCGCUGGGUCCGGGCAACUCAUGGAGGGAGUUGACGAGGAGAUACUGCGCGUGGGAGACACGAACCAAGAUGGGCAGCUCGACUUUGAGGAGUUUGUGCGGUACGUCAAGCAGCACGAGAAGAAGCUGUGGCUCACGUUCAAGAGCUUGGACCGGAAUAACGAUGGUGAGAUCGACGCGUCUGAAAUUAUGCAAUCCCUGUCAAGCCUGGGUGUGACGGUCAACCUGCAGCAAGCGGAGAAGAUACUGAGAAGCAUGGACAAGGACGGCACCAUGACGGUGGACUGGAACGAGUGGCGCGACUACCACUACCUGAACCCCGUUACGAACAUGAGCGAGAUCAUCCUCUACUGGAGGCACACCAUGAUCUUGGACGUGGGCGACAGCAUGGCCGUGCCGGAUGAGUUCACGGAGGAGGAGCGGCGCAGCGGCACGUGGUGGCGGCAGCUGGUGGCCGGCGGUGGCGCCGGCGUGGUCUCUCGCACCUGCACGGCGCCGCUUGACCGUCUCAAGGUCAUCAUGCAGGUGAAAGCUUCCCGCCACAACACCAUCGGCGUGGUGGGCGGCCUCGCGCACAUGAUCAGGGAGGGCGGCGUCCGCUCGCUGUGGCGCGGGAACGGUGUCAACGUGAUCAAGAUCGCCCCGGAGACGGCCAUCAAGUUCAUGGCGUACGAGCAGAUCAAGAAGCUGAUCGGGAUGCGGCAGGAGCAGAUCGGCGUGCAGGAGCGGCUGGUGGCCGGCUCGCUCGCUGGCGCCACGGCGCAGACGGUCAUCUACCCCAUGGAGGUGGUGAAGACGAGACUGGCGCUGGGCAAGACGGGGCAGUACAGCAGCAUGGUCGACUGCGCUCGCAAAAUCGCGAAACGCGAGGGCCUGCGGGCAUUCUUCAAGGGCUACUUGCCCAACGUGCUUGGGAUCAUCCCCUAUGCGGGCAUCGACUUGGCCACCUAUGAGACGCUGAAGAACUGGUGGCUCCAGAAGCACGGCGCCGAGGGGGCGAACCCGGGCAUCGCCGUGCUGCUCUGCUGCGCCACCACCUCCAGCACGUGCGGGCAGCUCGCCAGCUACCCGCUCGCGCUCGUGCGCACGCGCAUGCAGGCCGCGGCGAGCAUUGGGGGCCCUGGAGCGUCGCAGCCCGGCAUGGUGGGGCUCAUGCGCUCCAUCGUGCAGCAGGACGGGCUGCUGGGCCUGUACCGUGGCAUCGCGCCCAACUUCAUGAAGGUCAUCCCUGCCGUGGGCAUCAGCUACGUCGUUUACGAGAACCUCAAAGGGGCGCUCGGCGUGACGUCGCGGUGACCCCGGCGACCCUUCAAGCGGAACAACGGCAAAACAAACGUAAACUCUGAACGACACUGGCGACUUCCCGGAGAUGAUGAUGAUGAUGAUGAAACUGCACUCCCCCGCCUCCCCCCACCCCCGCCUACCAGUGGGGGUUGGCGGUCAAACUAAAGGAAGCUGCUCGGCAAUAAACAUCGCCGGCAUGCACCAGAGUCGCUGUUUAGAGUCGCGCACGCCAUGGGAUGGUUUUGCUGAAUUUCCACCACCGGCUUAGGGACACCGGCACGGCUGAGCAUCGCCGCACCCUUGUUAGAACAGGGCGUCUCCGUGACGUGACUCGUUGAAUAGCACCCCGCGAUUAGAUCGCGAAGGCGUAUGUUGCCAUGCGGUGGACGUAACGGUUACGCGUGAGGCUCUGAUUGUGGCUGCGUCAGACGCAAGGGGACUUGCGUGUGCUUCGGCGAAUCCUACAGCAGCUCGCAGAGACUUUUAAUCGUGAGCGGUUAGCACCGUGAGCGCUGGCUUGGUUUGGAAUUCAACACAGCAGCAUGACAGCUGGUGUAAAACUGUUUAUGAGUUCUGAGCUUGGGUUAAUGAUUUAGGCACGAAAUGUUUUGCAUGCAGGUCAGGUUCAUGUUGCCCCCCUCCCGCCUUAUGAUUAUAUUUAAAAGCAUAAAACAUUUCCAGCAUCUAGAAAGUUCGCAAGCAUAUAUAUUGCAAAUGACGCUUUCGGCAUCACGUCACGUGACGAAGAAUCUAUUCGAAUGUCUCGCAGAGCAGUGCGCCGGAGCGGUUGCAGAAGAGCUAUGGUUCUCACGGGAAUUCUCGCAAAGAAAAUCCGUCAAGUGACCUUGUAAACCUUUACCCAGUAGGGCUUGCACUCCUCCAUACUGUGAGCUAGUCUCAUGGCGGUCCAACCAAUAUACUCAUUUAUGAAUGAGACCGUUAUACUUUGAGAACGUCGUUUGAUCACUGUUGGCUGCACCCAAUUCUGACCUAUGAUCUCCUCGGUGCGAGCUCGGAGCUAAUUCGUCAGCGCCCUGACCUCUGAGCCACCCGACCAGUGCCAUUUUAGUUUUUGCUACAAAUAAAAUUAUUUUCUCCGUUUAGUUUAAUGCCACGAUGUCACCGAGGUGCAACGGGCUUGCGAUCCAGAGGUUGCCCAAUCGAUCUCCCGGCGCGGCAGGUUCCUUGAAUUCCCCCCGCAUCUGUCCUCCCAGUAGUAUACGUGGGCAUGUGCACCAGAUCACGUGUGGUGGGGUAGAGUGUGGGUACUCCCACCCCUUUCGAGAUGUCUGGCCAGCGUGGGAGAGUAGUGCACAUUCCCUGGAGAGGGCACUCUCUCGAGCUCCCUCUCGUGGAGGCCCUUUUCACCUGGGGUGGCGUGCGCAAGCACAGUUGCAUGCCUUCACCUUGACCUUUUUAGAUUAAUGUUCGAGCGGGCAGCAGACACCCACCGCUACCAGAUGAAGCCUGUUUGGAAUCGCAGACUUGUGUUCAGUCGUUACAUCUUCUGUGAACGCAUCUUUGAAGCACAGGCACUAACCAGAUGCUUGGUGAGUUAAUAAAUGCGCUGACGCGUGUUAAUUAUUGGCACCUAAUGUUCUACAACCAGCAAACUUUGAUUAAGCAGAAAAAAAAAA
This is a messenger RNA of Petromyzon marinus (sea lamprey), 4397 nucleotides long. RefSeq names its product mitochondrial adenyl nucleotide antiporter SLC25A25-like. NCBI's taxonomy places the organism in Eukaryota, Metazoa, Chordata, Hyperoartia, Petromyzontiformes, Petromyzontidae. Gene Ontology annotation, molecular function: calcium ion binding. Gene Ontology annotation, biological process: transmembrane transport. Gene Ontology annotation, cellular component: mitochondrial inner membrane. The record is from RefSeq and is a predicted model, not a curated record.